Messenger RNA from Anopheles aquasalis, 3115 nucleotides. RefSeq names its product E3 ubiquitin-protein ligase defense repressor 1 (gene dnr1). Gene Ontology annotation, molecular function: ubiquitin-protein transferase activity. The record is from RefSeq and is a predicted model, not a curated record. Gene Ontology annotation, cellular component: cytoskeleton. Lineage: Eukaryota; Metazoa; Arthropoda; Insecta; Diptera; Culicidae. Gene Ontology annotation, biological process: ubiquitin-dependent protein catabolic process.
CUCAAAGCAGCAACAUCUCGGAGACAGUAAUCGGAAUCGGAGGCGCGCGUCCGUGUAGUCGAAAGUGAUAAAGAAGGACUUCGUUCGGAUUUGUCCUUCUAGUACCGAAAAAAAAAACAAGGGUUGCGAGCUGCGGUAGCUUCUUCGCAAUCGCCCAGCAGAAUGAACGAGUUUUUCAUCGGCAGCACAACUCACGAACAGCGGAAAACAAACAUGCGUUCCACCUACAGUGGCAGUGCGCAAGAAAUCCGAAAAGUGCGUCUGGUGCAGCGAUAAACCCUCGGAACCUGUCUUUUGUGCAAAAGUGUCCUGUUCCAAAAAGGUGUCCACUGGCCAUCUUGAAGUAGGAGAAUUAGCGAAAUAAUUAGAAGAAGAAAAGCGCAAUGUGGUGCCUCGUGAAUCUACCGAACGGGACGACCUCCGGGGUCCAGUGUGACCCGAAGCGCAUCAGCCAGGAGUGUCUGGAGAAGGUCUGUGCCGAUUUGGGUAUCAUCUGCGAGACGGACUACUUCGGCCUGAUACCGGUUCGAGUCGGGGACAAUGUGGCGGACGUGGACGAGUGUAGCGCCAAGCAGUGGAUUAAUCUGCGUAACCCGCUCAACCUCUACACCAAUGACCGUGCCCAUCCGUUGCUGCUGUCGUUGCGGGUAAAGUUCUGGGUACCGGCGCAUCUGAUCUUGCAAAGCAGUGUCCGGGCACUGUUCUACAUGCAGGCCCGCCAGGAGCUGUUCGAUGGGCAUCUGCGACCAUCGAGCUGGACCAAUGCGGCCUAUCUCGCCGCGCUGCUUCUGCAAGCCGAUGGCAUCAAGUAUGACCCAGCGAAGGUACCGCAAUCAACUGAGCUCGCGGAUACAAACUCCUCGUCCUUGACCACGGCACUCGCUGCAUCCCCAGCGAACACCGGUCUGACCGCAGCGGAUCGUCGGCCAACCCUUCAGCAGCAGCAGCAGCAGCAGCAACAGCAGCAGCAACUUAGGCGUCCAUCGAAGCGAAAGUGCUCGGAAAUCGAGUGCAAACGGGGUAGCGUUAGCUCGCAGAGUUCCUCCCCACCGACCGGAUGGCAUUUGGAUGAUCUCGGUAGGCGAUCCCGGGGACUGUCGCCCGUCACGCCUACCACUUCCGGUGGCGGUGUUACCGAAGAGGAGCUGUCGAAGGGAUGUACGGCAACGAACAUCUACCACCAGUACGGUGCGCUCAGGCCAGCAUUUGAGUCCGAGGAGGAGCAGGAGGAGGAGGUAGAAGAAGAGCGCCGGCAGACCGUGCAACAACAGGAGGAGCAACCUCAGCCGGACGAUUACUAUCAGCUGAUUGCCCGGGAGCACGAGAAGCUUUCGUUGAUCAAGAUGAGUGCCACCUCGGCACAGUACUGGCUGCUGGAGGAGAUCUGCAGCCUGAUCGGGUACGGAGAGGAAAUCUUCGAGGGUGUUACGAUCGCCGAACCGUCCGUCGUUUGUAAGAUUGGCGUCAGCCCCCAUGGGUUGACGAUCGUCAAGGAUGAAGAAAAGUAUCGCGUUUCAUUCACCGCCGUCAAGGCAGCAAAAUCGAUCAAACGGUCUUUCCGGUUGACGUACGUGAACGAGCACCACGAGGAAUCGCACGUGGAGCUGAAGCUACCGAACCAUCGGACGGCGGCCUCGCUCUAUCGGGCGAUCACCGAGAAGCACGUGUUCUACUCGUGCGAAACCGUACGCCCCAUCGUGACGACACAGUUUAUCCGCGAUCUGAAGGGUACGAUCGUGUCGAUGUUUAACGAGGAUACCGAGCUGGGCAAGCGGUACGUGUUCGAUAUACAGCGAACGUGCCGCGAGGUGUACGAUGCCGCCCGCCGUACGCUGCAUGCACGCGGCAUCGAGAUCAGCAACAAGGCGGAAGAACACCGGGAAAAUCCGGUGGCGGCCAUGAGUCGGCUGGAGGAGACGAUGCGUACGCAGCGCGAAACCAACGCCCAGCUGGAGCGAUUGAUCGAUGAGCGGAUACGGGAGGCGAUCACUUGUCCGAUCUGUGCCGACGGGGUGAUCGAUACGACAUUCCUGCCCUGCGGUCACAUGACAGCCUGUCGAGCUUGCGCUGUACAGUGUGAUCGUUGUCCACUGUGCCGUUCGAAUAUAAAGAGCAUCAACAAGAUCUUCUUGCCACCUCUGCUACGAUCACGCAAAAGUACUAUCGCGCAAGGAGGAUCGAACGAUCCCACUUGUCAGCCCGAGGAGCAGCAGGGGGAAGAGGAGGAAAAGGAUGUUCCCGAGCUGCCCAAGGAACACGCCAGACCGCCGGCACAGCUGGUGCAGUGAGCGAGUGAACGAGAAAAGGCGUGGUAGAGAAGCGAAUUGGUGAUAUUAUUUGUUAAAUGUACUGUUGAAUGUGAAUCGAUCGAGUGCAGCAGUGUAGAGGCAAGCAAAAAAAACAAACAAUAAUGGAAAGAAUUUGAAGGUGGUCGAUACAGACUCGCUGUAAAGCAAACUACUAUGGAGUCAGCCGAAUCAAUGCAAAUAAUUAAUCUAUUACCACUAGCUGUAGUCCGAGGCAUCGCACGCGUUAGUAGCUAAGCCGUUAAGUUUAUCGAUGUUGGUUAGUUUUUUAAAACCGCGACCCAUUGAAGCUGCGCAUGGUGCAGCCUUUUCAUAUGUUUACAGUACUUUUGGAAAGCCUAACAUUUACUAAAUGGUUACUUUUUUUCCUUGAUGGAGCGAAUGGCUCCGCUCAGGCUUCAGUUUAGUUUUGUAGGAAAGUAUUGUGCUCCCCCUUCCAAGCAAUAUUACCAUUCGGUUUAUGCAAGAAUACUAGUCUAACAUAUCGUUUUAACACUUUCCAUUAACAGGCCCACAGUUAGUAGAGAUCCUGUUUACCUUGUGUAAGAUAUCGCUAGUUGUUAGUAUAUAGUUGCCGCCGCUUCUAAGAAGUUCCAGGCACCGUUAGGCAUCGCUUAGAAUGUGAACAUGAUAGAAACGGAGAGAACAGAACAGAAGAUUGAAAUGUUACAUGUUACAGAGCAGCAGCAAAAAAGAGGAAAUAAUUUUUAACCUACCAUGUAGCCGCGGUGUGUUUGUACGCACGCCGGCUGGAACUCAGUGUUUGGUCGAUGAAUAAAAUCUCGAUCCGAAUAGUGAUGCAAACUGAA